GUGUGGGUGGCUGUGCCAGUUUAAAAGACUAGACGAGGCAGAGAAAUGCUUACUGUGAUGGUUAAGAAUGUGGUUACAGAUUAGCAGGGGAGCAGUGAGGUCUGAUGUACAAAGAGUCAGCUGGGAAAAUAUGCUCAGUGUUUGGGGGUGAGGGAAAGAGGAAGGCUGAGAGGAGAGAGAGAGAGAAGCACUACCGAAGGCAGAGAUGUAUAUGUGAGAGAGAGAGAGCGAUACAAGGACAGACAGCUCUGAGGGGAGGAAACACUUACACAGACUCUGUCACACCUUCCACACAGCCUCGCAGCCUCUGUGAGAGACUCAGCAGAUCUUGACGCUGUGAGGAAAGAUGCACAUGAGAGGAGCAGGACAAUAGCUCCUGGGAGAAAUACAUGCUCAGGACUAUACAGCAGCAUUUCAGAGAGAGCAACAGAAGCAACGUUUAGAGGUUUAUUUUGCUGCUGAGGACCUUAAAGAGGACAAGAGCUUUAUGUUCUUUGGAGGGGUUUCUCCUCUUCUGCUGCCGCUGUGAGGUUACAGUCUCCGUGCUCCCGUGCACAGCAUCAGAAAGAACUGGUUUUAAUAGCCUGAGACAAUGAGCGAGGCGAAAAAAGGAGAGAUAGCAAUCCGGGAUAAAGCCAUCCUGCACCAGCAGAGGCGUCUGAAGCAGGCCACCCAGUUCACACACAAGGACUCUGCUGACCUCCUGCCCCUGGAUGGUCUGAAGAGACUGGGCACAUCUAAAGACUUG
This is a messenger RNA of Maylandia zebra (zebra mbuna), 748 nucleotides long. Lineage: Eukaryota; Metazoa; Chordata; Actinopteri; Cichliformes; Cichlidae. The record is from RefSeq and is a predicted model, not a curated record.